This is a messenger RNA of Capsella rubella, 825 nucleotides long. RefSeq lists its product as uncharacterized. The record is from RefSeq and is a predicted model, not a curated record. Bases 171 to 650 code for a protein of 159 amino acids. Lineage: Eukaryota; Viridiplantae; Streptophyta; Magnoliopsida; Brassicales; Brassicaceae. The transcript has a single exon.
AAACUACCACCAUUUUCUUAACUCUCAUUAACGAACUUAUACUAUAUAACACAACCUUAACACACACAUACAUUUCAGACACUAGAGUUAUUGAGUUUUGACUUGUUAAACCACAAACUAACUAAGGCUUUUUUUGUUACUUCUUGAUAUUAUUAUUUUCCGGUGAAGAUAUGGACCGAUCAACGCCGGAUCAUGCCUCGUCGUCGUCAUCUUCCUCCUCUUCUUCCUCACACAAGCGUCUAAGCGUGAGCUUUCUUGUUUCUAUAAUGGUUAUUUGCGCUAGACAUGCAAAUCGGCUCUCCAAGAAGCUAAAGCUGAAGCCGAAGAAGCGAACUCGCAGCGGCGGAGACGGUACUGUAGGAGAAAGAUUCCGAUGGAAUCUAACAAGCUCGCCGCUGAGGUCUCCUCGGACUAAAGAGUUGUUCACGGCUUUGAGCAACAAGGCGAUGACGAUGGUCGGACGGAAAAACAUGGCGGCGAUGGAGGAGGAGCACGGUCUUUGGCAGAGAGAGAUUUUGAUGGGAGGCAAAUGUGAGCCGUUGGAUUUCUCCGGUGUGAUUUAUUACGACUGCAACGGACGGCUGUUAAACGAGGUUCCUCCGAGAUCGCCACGUGGCACUCUGUUACCCGUUUACCCGACAAUUUCUUGAGCCGGGUCGCCGUUAAACCCGAGGGGAAACGAAUGAUUUUGAUGCGGCUUCGUUAAUGUAUGAACGCGAACGUUGUUGAUUAGGCAGCGAAACGGAAUUAUGUAAAUAUAAGAAUGUUAUUUGUAUACUAUAUGAUAUGAUAAAAUCCAUAUUAUCCCAUUAAGUUGUUUUGUCA